AUGGCAGUGAACCAGAACCAUACGGUGGACCGCCGUGGGGCCGCCAUCCCGCAUGGCGAAAGUCUCCUGAAGAAAUGUUCAGAUGUGGACCUCUCCUUCCCCCAGCCACGGCCAGGCUCCAACCUCUUCAGUGGUACAAAGAGAGGGACUGUGUUUCUCACCUCCUACCGGGUGAUUUUUGUGACUUCACGUUCAGACAACGAUCCCAUGUUGUCUUUUACGAUGCCGUUUCAUCUAAUGAAUAACUGCACCAUUGAACAGCCCAUCUUUGGUGCAAACUACAUUAAAGGGACAAUUCAGGCAGCUCCAGAUGGUGGCUGGGAAGGUUCUGCUACUUUUAAAAUAGUCUUCAGGAAAGGAGGUGCAAUCGACUUUGCCCAGUUGAUGGCCAAAGCUGCCUCUGCUGCUGCCCAAGGAGUUCCACUGAGAGUUGCAAGCUUCUGGAUGGGCCCUCUAGGAAUUUAUGUCAUCACUGGAGAGAGGAACAUUUAUGCCCCACAGGCAUACCAAGUUGCCUAUGGAGCCCCACACGCCGGGUACGGAGUUCCACCCUCGGGAUACGGAGUCCCACCUGCUGGGUACGGAGCCCCACCUCCCAGAUACGAUGUCCUACCUUCUGGAUACGGAGCUGCGAGAUAUGGAUCCCCUCCUCCUCUAUACGUAGCUACCCCUAUGGGCUAUGGAGUCCCACCUCCUGGGUAUGGACCCCUACCUGUGAGAUACGGAUCCCCACCUCCUGGAUACGAAGCCCCCACUAUGCAGUAUGGCGCCCCACCUCCUACUUACGUAACUACACCUAUGGAAUCCGGUUCCCCACCUCCCGGAUAUGAAGCCCCGCCUAUUGGGUAUGGAACCCCUCUCUCAGGGAGUGAGGCCAUACCUUCUGGAUCCACAUCCCUGCCUGUCGCACAGGAAGCACUACCUGCUGGGUCUGAAGCAGGCCAUCCCACGUCUGUGGCAGCCCAGAAUCCUGAAUUGCAGGCAUCUUUUCCCUCUACCUCGUCGUCAUAGUCCCAUUCUCCCCCCUCUAAGAUGUAAACCUUGAAGUUUCACCAAGCAAAACUGCACUCUAGCAUUGAAGUUAAGACAGCACAGAGCACUUAGGUGUCUGAUCACAGACCCAUACUAGGUAUCUGUCUCCCUCCUUGGGAGUUCAGUCAUAGGGUGGAACCAAGCAUUACCUCCAGGCCUUGAUUUUAGAAGCAGUGGCAACUCUUGGUUAGCUGGAUAAAGAAGGAACAGCAUCAGAGGGUCAGUCCCCUAAUGACUUGCUCGACAUAGGAUGCAUUUAAAACGUACCUUGAUGUGAGUUUGCAAAAAAGCCUCCUGCUCUCAUCUGUGCUCGAACACUCUAUCCUACUCUAUUUGGUAGACACUAAGACCUGCUAAGAUGCCAUGUCGAGAGCUGGGCCUGGUGGUCCAGGCCUGGAAUCCCAGCUGCCAGAGAGUCACAAGGAUGGCGAGAUCAAGUCAAAGUCCCCCUAGGCAGCUUGGUGAGAUCCUGUCUCAAAAACUAUAAAAAGGGGCCAGGGACAGAGCUCGGUUGUGUGCUUGCCUAGUAUGUUGAUGGGUGUAGGUUUAAUCCCCAUUGAUUUAUUAAAUAUUCAGGUGCCAGGCACAGGUGCACACACCUGUAAUCCCACAGCACUUGUGAGGCAGAGGCAGGAGGCU
Rattus rattus (black rat) is the source of this 1671-nucleotide messenger RNA. RefSeq names its product WBP2 N-terminal like (gene Wbp2nl). Lineage: Eukaryota; Metazoa; Chordata; Mammalia; Rodentia; Muridae. Gene Ontology annotation, cellular component: nucleus. Gene Ontology annotation, molecular function: transcription coactivator activity; chromatin DNA binding. The transcript is spliced from 6 exons. Gene Ontology annotation, biological process: positive regulation of DNA-templated transcription. The record is from RefSeq and is a predicted model, not a curated record. The coding region runs from base 1 to 1011 and encodes 336 amino acids.